This is a messenger RNA of Dufourea novaeangliae, 4221 nucleotides long. It is a transcript of the gene rig, whose product is annotated as gem-associated protein 5-like. Gene Ontology annotation, molecular function: protein binding. Lineage: Eukaryota; Metazoa; Arthropoda; Insecta; Hymenoptera; Halictidae. The record is from RefSeq and is a predicted model, not a curated record. Bases 238 to 4221 code for a protein of 1327 amino acids. The transcript is spliced from 16 exons.
AAAAUUUUCGUCAUUCGUAGCGUAUAUCGCGGCAAACAUUGGACCAUACGUCACGCACGCGCGGUCGGUACGGUAUGUCUCAAAGUCUGCCGUGUUUGCCGUAGCGAAAAGGUUAAUUGACUGAAAUUUCUAACUUUAUUGAACUUUAUUGAUCGCAUAGAUCACAAAUUACUACCGGGACAUAUUUCGCUUGUUUCAAUAAGUGAAGAACAAUAUAUUCGUAAACAGCAGUGAAAAAUGAAUGAGACUACUUUACCUCCCUCACCAAAUUGGUACUUAAGCAACAUUCUUGCUUAUUCCUUUAAUGGUACCGUUGCAUGGGGUGCUAGAAAAACAAUUGUUGUUGUUAAAUCUAAUGAAAAUGAAAAAGCAUUACAAUAUUCUAUCAUUAAACAUGCUCACAAAGAUAGGGUAACUUGUCUUGCUUUUACUCCUCAGUUUGAGGAAGUAAAUAGUAAUUUAUUGGCUUCUACAGGUGAUGAUAACAUAGUAAAAGUAUGGGAUUCAGAAACCUUAUCCAUAGCUUACAGUUAUUCUUUUGGAACAAACCAACAAGCCAUAGGAGUAGAUUGGUCAUAUAAGGAUCCUUUUGUAUUAUAUUCAGCAAGUUCUGAUGGUUGCAUAUUAUCAUGGAAUGUUCAUUUUAACACUAUAUCUUCCAUUUUGCUAGGAAAAGUAACACCUACUUGUAUUUCCUCUUGUCCUCAUGAUCAACAUAUUGUGGCUGUAGGUUCUAAGAGUGGUUUAGUCUAUGUACUUAAUUUUCAAGGGAAAGGAACGAUAAUGUAUAAACUAAGAGGACAUGAUACAGAAGUUGUCAGUCUGUCUUGGUGCCCCUCAGAACAGAAUGUUAUAAAUGGAAAUCACAAUAGAGAUUUACUUUUAGCUUCUGGUGGAAAAGACAGAUUAAUUUAUAUUUGGAGAGCUGGUGGAGAUGGACGUUACGAAAUGACAAUUUCAUUGCCUUCGGGACCUCUUGAUUGUCAUCAGCACAGAAGCAAAUUGAACUCGACCGUAGGUAAUUGGAUUGCAAUUCGUUGGAUAGAGCCUAAACUAUUGCUUACAAGUUCCUUUUGGGGUGAAUUAAUAUCUUGGCAUUUAUCGACAAUGACAAAGGGCAAACCUACUUACAAGUUAAUACAUGCACAACAUAGUAGAGGUUUAUUUUGUAUCGCACAUAGACCAAGUGUACAGGAAAAUUUGAUAGAAGAUUGGAGGAUAAAGAAAAGAUAUAAAAUUUGGACUCUGGCACAAGAUCGUAGAGUUAUUUGUUGCGAAAUGAAAGAAAAUAAUAUUGAAAUAGUAUGUGAUAUUUACACACAAAGUGGCUAUGUUUAUUGUAUUGCAGCUUGCCCAUUAGACACUUCACGCAUUGCGUUUGGUGUUGGAGAUGCAAUGUUACGGUUGUGGAAUUUGUCAGAAGCACAUUGUAAUACUUUUGAUAUAACUGUUUUAUGGCAAAAAAUUAAGGGAAAAAUUCGUACGAUCGCGUGGCAUCCUGAAAAAGAAAACUUAUUAGCAUACGCAACUGAAGAAGGUCGAAUCGGUGUGUUUGAUACAAAUGGUAACAAACCACCUACUUUGUAUAGACAAUAUCAUAGAAAGAUAGUAUAUACUAUUAUUUGGGGUCCAUGUCCAGAGAGUAAGCAGUAUGUGUUAUACUCUUGUGCAGAAGGAGAACUUGUAUUCUAUGAUCCUGUAAAACCAAACCAAGAACCUACAUCUGUAAUAAAAAAAGAAUGUACAGGAUUCAAUUGGAAGCCAGACUUUUCCUGCUUGGCAGUAGGAUUUGAGAAUGGAUCAAUUUCAUUUCUUAAUCGCAAAUUUAAAAUGUGUGGAUACGCUAAAUUUUCCUCUGUCAUGGUGUAUUGCUUAGCAUGGCAUCCAGAGAGUACUGCGACAGAUUCAACAUACUCUCCAUUAAGAAAUUAUUUGGCCGUUGCUUUUGAGUCAUGUAAACUAAUAGUCUUUGAUUUAUCCAAUUUCAUGGACCAUUUAACAAAAUUAGAAAACUCAACUGAAAAUGAUAAUGAAAAAACAUUUGAUUCUUAUAAAGUGCAUGAGGUCGUGGCCAACUUAACUGGACAUGUCCAUAGUAUUGUUUGUUUGGCAUGGAAUCCAUACAUUAGUGGACAGUUGAUAUCUGGUAGUUAUGAUAGUACGGCACAGGUGUGGAACGUUGAGACACAAGAAUUGAUAGCCACUUAUACACAACAUAGUGGUCCAGUACUGUGUUGCAUGUGGAGUCCACUAGAUCCUAAUUAUAUCAUAACAGGUUCGUUAGAUUUUACUGUCCGAAUAUGGAAAGUAACGGACAAUAAUCCCGUUGCACCGCAAGAGAAAGUGCAUACAAAAUCAGCAAAGAAAAAUAAAGACAAACAAAUAAAAACAAAUAAAAUUGUUGAUACUUCGAUUCAAAAUAGUGUAACAGAUUUAACAAACACCAUGUCGGAGUGUUCGGUUUCGAACGUUUCUCAACCCUUGCAAAAAUUAAAGACAGUACCGAUGAAAGAAGAAGUAAAAAAGAAAAAGCGUGAGAAAACAUAUUUCGUGAAAAGUAGUAAAAUAAUGGAUAAUACAACCCAGUUGUUAAAUUCUCUCGUAAAUAUUGUGAAAACUACAGAACGUGAGAACGGAAAUAUUGAAGAAGAUCAGGAAGAUAUAUCGUAUCAUAUGUCACCGUUUUUAUUUUCAACAAAAGAAAACUUUAUGUCCUUUUUUGCCGAUAAUAAAUAUGCUCAUAUCGAGGAAGGAAGACACGAUGUAGCCACUGAAAUGGACAUUUGGUGUGACAAUCUUAAAGAAAACUUAGAUGAAGCUGUGAAAGAGAAACGACUCAAUGACUCCCUUGUUUCGCUUUCAGCCAGUUUAUCCAUGAAAACAUGGAAAGAAAUGUGUGAAUUAUAUGCAUAUCAAUUAAUAAGUGACGGUAAAGCUCACAAAGCAGUAUCAUAUUUACUUUGUAUACAUAAAACUUACAAAGCUAUAGAAGUACUCCAGAAUGCAAAUUUACAUAAGGAAGCUUAUGCUCUUGCAAGAUGUAGACUUGAAUCUGAUGAUCCUGUUCUGACGAACGUAUUACAAGACUGGGCAAAGUACAGCGCACAUAUUGGCCUUUUUGAAGAUGUAGCAUACAUUUACGCUAAGUUGGGAGACUUUUCUAAUACAGUGAAAUAUCUUGCGCGUCGUAAAGAUCCAACCACUUUAAUUACCGCAGCUGAAAUUGCACUUUUAUGUAACGAUGAUAUUCUCAGUAAAUCGUUAGCUGAGGAAGCAAUAAUUGCAGCUUUCAAAAACUCUGAGUACAAUUUAGUUAGAAAUAUAAUCACAAAGUUCACAUACCUUAAGUACCAAGAAGUACAUAUAAUCGUUGUUGAAAAACUCCGACAAGUUAUUGAAAGAAAUGUAAUACCCGACUCAGUUCAGCUGUGGUUAAAUGGAGAACUAAAAGAUGGAAUGUUACAAGUUUUUGAAAUAACUUGUAAAGAUUACUAUCCUUGUUACGAUGAUUUACGCCAAAGCAGCAUCUGUAAUACAUUGGAUAAUGAAGAAAUGUUAUGGCUAACUGUUAGCUAUGAAAUUGCAUUGGCUGUAAUUUCGCCUGAAAAACAACAGCGAUUAAAACACAUUGUUUCCGCAUUAGGAACCAUUAGUCAGUUUGAAACCUUGCAUCGGAAUAAUCAUGAAUAUCAUCCUAACUUUUUGAUCGAAGUCAUUAUGAAAUUGGAUAAUAGAAAUCCAACUAAAGAAGAAAGCAUUUAUGCAAAAACUGACUAUCCUGUAUCAGUCAGUUUACGAGCAUACUUAUGCAGUGCUUUUUUGAAUUGGUUUGUAAAUAACAUAAAUGAAGAAUACGUUAAUGUCAACAUGCAUGUUUAUAUCAAUUUAAUAGAAAACUUGAUUGACGAUGCACUGAAUAAGCAAGCAGUGAAGCAAUGGUUAAUAACAAAUGAAAUUAACAAAGUGGAGAGUCAAGUAGCAUCUGCAUUAUGUAAAACACAAGAAGAAAAUGAAAAUGAACAGACUGCAGAAUCCCUUGUACAAAAACUGAAUGCAUUAAAAGUUGAAAAGAAACAGCUUGUGGAUGAUCUAGUUUGUGUUCCUAAUCCAGUCAUGGUUUACAGCAAGGCAAAUGAGUUAGCUGGCAAAUUGACGGAUGAAACAAUUAAAUCUACAUUCCUAGAUAUAGUUUCGAAAGCAUGGACAAAUGCUACCUCGUGA